AUGCCCGAGGGCGGCGGUGUUGACGGCGGGGAGGUGCCCGCACUCAUCACGGAAGGCGAGCCGCUGCGGGAGGAGCAGCGGCCCCUGAAACAAUCUCUGGGAAGCUCCCUGUGCCGCGAGUCCCACUGGAAGUGCCUGCUCCUCACGCUGCUCAUCCACUCCUGUGGCGCUGUGGUGGCCUGGUGUCGCCUGGCUACCGUGCCUCGGUUGGUCCUGGGGCCCGAGGCAGCCCUGGCCCAUGGGGCUGGGGGCCCACCGCCCACCUACGCAGCCAGCCCCUGCUCGGAUGGCUACCUGUACAUCCCGCUGGCCUUUGUGUCCCUCCUCUACCUCCUCUACCUGGCUGAGUGCUGGCACUGCCACGUGCGGUCAUGCCAGGCGCCACGCACUGACGCCAGCACCGUGCUUGCUCUGAUCCACCGGCUGCAGCAGGCGCCACCCUGUGUCUGGUGGAAGGCCACCAGCUACCACUACGUGCGGCGCACCCGCCAGAUCACCCGCUACCGGAACGGCGACGCCUACACCACCACGCAGGUCUACCACGAGAGGGCUGACAGUCGCACGGCCAGGGGCGAGUUUGACUACUCGGCGCACGGCGUGCGUGACGUCUCCAAGGAGCUCGUGGGCCUGGCUGACCACGCGGCCACGCGGCUGCGCUUCACCAAGUGCUUCAGCUUCGGCAGCGCCGAGGCCGAGGCCUCGUACCUCACGCAGCGGGCCCGCUUCUUCGGCGCCAACGAGGGCCUGGACGACUACCUGGAGGCCCGCGAGGGCAUGCACCUGAAGGACGUGGACUUCCGCGACUCGCUCAUGGUCUUCGCCGACCCGCGCAGCCCGCCCUGGUACGCGCGGGCCUGGGUCUUCUGGCUGGUGUCGGCGGCCACGCUGUCCUGGCCCCUGCGCGUGGUGGCGGCCUGCGGGACUGCCCACGUGCACUACCAGGUGGAGAAGCUGUUCGGAGCCAGCUCGCCCCCACACGGGGCCGUGCCCAGCGGGCCCCCGCUGUCCCGUGUGGCCACCGUGGACUUCACGGAGCUCGAGUGGCACAUCUGCUCCAACCGGCAGCUGGUGCCCAGUUACUCAGAGGCUGUGGUCAUGGGCGCCAGCUCGGGCGCCUACCUCCGCGGCUGCCAGCGCUGCCGCCGCUCGGUCAGCAGCAACUCGCUGCCCCCGGCCCGGCCCAGUGGGCCCCGCCUGCCCUUCAGCCGCAGCCGCCUGUCGCUGGGGGCCGGGGGCCGCGCCACACCCGGGGUCUUCCGCAGCCUGAGUGGGGGGCCGCUGGGGCGCCGCCGAGAGGACACAGAGCCCCUGGAAAGCCCGCCAUGCUACGAGGACGCCCUGUACCUCCCGGUGCUCAUUGUCCACGGGGACAGCGGCUGCCAGGGGGGUGGGCACGGUGCGCUCUGAGACCCUCUGGCCCCAGAGUGGCCCCUCCCCACCAUCCCACCAAGGGCUUCAAUGCCUGAGUAAUUGUGGUCCAAACCAGGAGGGAACACAGACCAGCACACAAGGGGAGGGCUGGGGUGGCGUCUUUAAAUAGACCAAAAUGCAGUGACCCGGGGUCAUUUGGGGGCAAGUGAACACCACUGAAGUUGAGUCUAAGAACAGUCCCAGCGUAGCUCCUGCCCACCACCACCACGUUCCACCCCCUGCAAUGGCAGGCAUCUGUCUUGGGAGCCUCUCAGGCUGGGCAGGGGAGGAAGUUUCCAGAAAGCCAGAAUGGAGGAGUCCUAGGGACAGCUGUUGCCUGCAGCACAGGGCCUCCUGUGGGUCUUCCCUGCAUGGCCGAGGCCACACUGGGAUUCCUCGAGCAACUAGAGCACAUAUUGAUGGUUU
Molossus molossus (Pallas's mastiff bat) is the source of this 1836-nucleotide messenger RNA. RefSeq names its product transmembrane protein 151A (gene TMEM151A). The record is from RefSeq and is a predicted model, not a curated record. Bases 1 to 1407 code for a protein of 468 amino acids. Lineage: Eukaryota; Metazoa; Chordata; Mammalia; Chiroptera; Molossidae. The transcript has 2 exons.